AUGUUUGCUCAUUUGCAGUGUCAGACGGUCUGGAGCUGCCCUGGAUUCAUUAUUAAAACACAAGAGCACACAACUGAACCCAACAAUCUUCAAGCCAAGAACUCUUUCCUUUACAAUGGCCUGAUCCGUCACAAGAUACCGCCAGCCGCUGUGGGGAAAGGGUUCAUCGUGGUUGUCAAAAAAUGUACGUGUCAGCGUAAAACAGCCACAUCCUACUAAAAGACCAACGAAAAAGAAACUAGCAUUGUGCUGCACAGCCUUUGCCACAUCAUCCUCAUGCACUACCCAAAAUGCUUCCACAUGACUGCUCCCUCUUGUGCCAAUGCCAUUCUGAGGAGCCAGAAACCACUUGCAGUAAAGAAGAAGCCUGGCAGGGCUUCCAUAGAUUUCAAGGCCAGGAGGGGCUCUUCUGAUCAUCUAGUGUGA
This is a messenger RNA of Emys orbicularis (European pond turtle), 426 nucleotides long. RefSeq names its product ribosomal protein L28 (gene RPL28). Gene Ontology annotation, molecular function: structural constituent of ribosome. NCBI's taxonomy places the organism in Eukaryota, Metazoa, Chordata, Testudines, Emydidae. Gene Ontology annotation, biological process: translation. The record is from RefSeq and is a predicted model, not a curated record. Gene Ontology annotation, cellular component: ribosome; cytosolic large ribosomal subunit.